Messenger RNA from Talpa occidentalis (Iberian mole), 1627 nucleotides. RefSeq names its product carboxypeptidase Z (gene CPZ). Lineage: Eukaryota; Metazoa; Chordata; Mammalia; Eulipotyphla; Talpidae. Gene Ontology annotation, molecular function: zinc ion binding; metallocarboxypeptidase activity. The transcript has 9 exons. The coding region runs from base 39 to 1586 and encodes 515 amino acids. The record is from RefSeq and is a predicted model, not a curated record. Gene Ontology annotation, biological process: proteolysis.
UGCGGGGGGCCUGCCAGCCGGCCUUCGACGCCAUCGACAUGGCCUGGCCCUACUUCCUGCACUGCGACCACUACUUCGCCGGCGAGCAGGAGGGCUGCUACGACCCGCUGGAGACGCUGAGGGGAGGCCUGGAGGCCGAGGAAGCGCCGCCCUCGGGACUGCCACCCACCUUCGUCCACUUCACGCACCACUCCUACGCGCAGAUGGCCCGCGUGCUGCGGAGGACGGCGGCCCGCUGCGCCCACGUGGCCAGGACCUACAGCAUCGGGCGCAGCUUCGAGGGCAGGGAGCUGCUGGUCAUCGAGUUCUCCGGCCGCCCCGGCCAGCACGAGCUGAUGGAGCCAGAGGUGAAGCUCAUCGGCAACAUUCACGGCAACGAGGUGGCGGGCCGCGAGAUGCUCGUCUACCUGGCGCAGUACCUGUGCACCGAGUACCUGCUGGGCAGCCCGCGCGUGCAGCGCCUGCUCAACACCACGCGCCUGCACCUGCUGCCCUCCAUGAACCCCGACGGCUAUGAGGUGGCCGCCGCAGAGGGCGCUGGCUACAACGGGUGGACGAGCGGGAGGCAGAACUCGCAGAACCUGGACCUGAACCGCAACUUCCCGGACCUGACGUCGGAGUUCUACCGCCUGAUCGCGGCGCGCGGCGCCCGCACCGACCACAUCGCCAUCCCGCACCACUACUGGGGGGGCAAGGUGGCCCCCGAAACCAAAGCAGUAAUGAAGUGGAUGGGGACCACCCCCUUCGUGCUCUCGGCCAGCCUCCACGGGGGCGAUCUGGUGGUGUCCUACCCCUUUGACUUCUCCAAACACCCCGAAGAGGAGAAGAUGUUUUCUCCCACGCCCGAUGAGAAGAUGUUCCGGCUGCUGGCCCGCGCCUACGCCGCCGCGCACCCCGUGAUGACCGACCGGUCGGAGAACAGGUGCGGGGGCAACUUCCUGAGCAGCGGCAGCAUCGUCAACGGGGCGCGCUGGUACAGCUUCACCGGAGGGAUGUCCGACUUCAACUACCUGCACAGCAACUGCUUCGAGGUGACGGUGGAGCUGGGCUGCGUGAAGUUCCCGCCCGAGGAGGCGCUGUACCCCCUCUGGCAGCACAACAAGGAGCCGCUCCUGAGCUUCGUGGAGAUGGCGCACCGGGGCAUCAAGGGAGUGGUGAUGGACAAAUUUGGCAAACCCGUGAAAAACGCCAGGAUUUCGGUCAAGGGCAUCCGCCACGACAUCACCACAGCCCCGGAUGGUGACUACUGGAGACUGCUGCCCCCAGGGUCCCACAUCGUCAUCGCCCAAGCCCCUGGCUACACCAAGGUCAUCAAGAAGGUCACCAUCCCCGCGCGGAUGAAGCGGGCGGGCCGCGUGGACUUCAUUCUUCAGCCUCUGAAGACAGGCCCCAAAAAGCUCCCUCAGGGGACGCAGGGGAGCAGGCUGGGGCCCCGAGAACCCCUGGGAGGCGCUGGCCCAUACGGGGAGCCCCAGGACUCCCUGGGGGGCAGGCGGCAGCCCUCAGCCAGUGGGGGCAAGCCCUGGUGGUGGUCCUACUUCACGUCGCUGAGCCAGCACAAGCCACGCUGGCUGCUCAAGUACUAGCCCCGGCCGCCCCGCCCGCGGGCUCUGUCCAGUAAAGUGUU